GAUAUACUGGAAGGAGUUAAAGACAGUCCAAUCACAGGAGGGCGAUUACUGUUAAAGUCAGGCAUCUUCACUGGUCAUUACACUACACCACAGGUCAGUGGUUGAGACCAAUCCGGGAUUGCCAACCAGCAUCCUCUAAGUCAGGCCCCUAAUCACCAGCACACAAAGUCAGCAGUCUAACCCACUCAGCCAUCGCACAAGAUAUUCUGAACGAUAUAGAAACAGGUGUUCGUGAAAAGGGUAAGUAUGUUCUGCACUACCGGUAGCAUCGGCCAGUCACAAAAUUUGCCCAAAUAAGUAUCAUUUACAGCCCGACGCCGCUCAACAGUACUCCUCUCAUGCGACAGCGACCUGUAAACAUAGCAGACAAUCAAGUGAUCGGUACAUCAGACAAUCCUGUGAUUAAGUUGUGUAGGUCAGGGAUUCUGCAGCUUACAAGUAAAGAUAAACGUUUUAGAAACAGAUUUGGAAUAACGAACCCGCUGCUAACGUCAGGCUGCCCAGAAAGGCACGGCUAAUUUUAACAAAGGGUUCCCCGGCGAGCUAGCAGACCUGAGAACAGAUACAGUUGUUGGGUCAGGGAAGGAGAUCUUGCCAGCACCAGCUACGAGGACCACAUACGGACCAUUCCCAUUCAGCUGCUCUAAUAUCUGACGGGUUUUAACGUUGGCAAAACCCAGGAGAAGCACGUCAAGGCACUCCUUGUUAUAAACAUGAACGCCCUCUGUAUACUCGUCAGCACGUGUCUAUCCCUCAGUUUGGGACAGGAUGAAAUCGUGGACCUCACUCAUACAUUCGGGAAGAAGACGAUCUACUGGCCGGGAAAUCCACCGUUUAACUUUUCCAACGUCUUCCGACUACCAGGAACCCCCGGAUAUAUAGCGGAAGCCAAUGCCUUCGAGACAGCCGAGCACAGUGGGACUCACAUGGAUGCUCCAAGACACUUUUGUCCAGAAGGAAAACGUAUGCAUGAGCUGGUCAUGGAUCGGUUGUCGGGGCCUGGGGUCGUCAUCGACGUCAGGAAACAGUCAGAAGCCAAUUCUGAUUUCCAAGUCACCGAGCAGACUUUCAGAGAUUGGGAGGAAGAACAUGGCACCAUUCCAGACGGAGCUAUCGUACUUUUCAACUUUGGCUGGGACAAGUUUUGGCCCAAUAGAAAGCAGGUCUUCAAUACCGAUGAUGUCAUGAAUCCAUCCACGUUCCACUAUCCUGGGCUGAGUCCUGAGGGGGCAAAAUGGCUGACGAGCAACCGCAAAGUACACGCGGUUGGGGGUGAUACUCCAUCUACCGACUAUGGUCAAUCCAGUUUAUUCGAGACACACGUGAUCUUGUUGUGUGAUAAUGAGAUCGUUAUCCUGGAGAAUGUAGCAAAUCUAAACAGUAUGGCAGCUACUGGAACAAAGGUAUACAUUGGCGCCCUGAAGCUGGAGAAUGGCAGUGGAACACCAGUCAGACUAUUCGCUGUUCCUAUGUCAAGUGCCUCUGUGACCAGGUGUUCUAUGUUGCUGUUGGCAUUGACUCUCAUCUUGAAAGCAUUGUUUUAGUCAGAACAGCAAUUCGCCAUACAUAUACCUGACAUCGUUCACCCUUCCAUGGAAGCUAGGUUUAGUAGUUACAAUCAGUGGCCAUUUGCAUUUGAUUACUGACUGUAGAAACUCUAUACUCAAAGUGUUUGCUUUGUCUAGUAUCUAGCGUUAACAUAUAGCUCAAUCGUCUUUGGAUUCAUGGCAACAGUUAACUUUUGUAAAGCGUAGAAUGAACAACGUUCCUUAAAACGCCAUUACGGUUAACAUGUAUACAAAUAAACCAUCCGAAAAUUGA
This is a messenger RNA of Haliotis rubra (blacklip abalone), 1821 nucleotides long. Its product is annotated as isatin hydrolase-like. NCBI's taxonomy places the organism in Eukaryota, Metazoa, Mollusca, Gastropoda, Lepetellida, Haliotidae. The record is from RefSeq and is a predicted model, not a curated record. The transcript is spliced from 4 exons. Bases 714 to 1544 code for a protein of 276 amino acids. Gene Ontology annotation, molecular function: arylformamidase activity.